GAACGAGACGCUUUGUUUAUGUUCUUCAUUAUCAGGCAUUAAGCAACUAACGCACCGAGCUACACAAAAAAAUAAAAAGGUUGAAGUAGAACUGCAAACUAGCACUUCCUUCCCUAUUCGGAUUUUCCUUUGAUUAUCUACUACUUUGUUGAUGUGAUUUUCAUUUUUUUCUUCAACAGUGGUACUAUACGUAUACCUCUCGCUAAAACGAACUUUUACUUUUUAUCAUGACGAUUUCGGUUGUGGCCCACCCAGCCUCAUCCGCUGAGGAGGUGGACAAGAUGACAGUGGUCUCAGCUGAGGCAGAUGUGAACAAAUCAGCGCCCUGCCCCGGCUCUUCCACCGAGGCCUUUGUGCCAACACUGGACCUGUCUCCGAUGUUUAGUACAGAAGAGGCUGCUCUUCUGGAGUCGGCCGACGUGCAAAAGUUGGUGCAGAAGAUGCGACACACCAUGGAGACCGUAGGUUUUUUUCAAAUUGUUGGCCACGGGGUCGAGGAGACUAUCGUGAAGAAUAUGUUCGCGAAAAGCAAGGACUUCUUCGAUUUACCAGAGGAAUCAAAAAACGAAACCCCCAUGACACCCACCUACCCGUACGGUUACGAGGCUGCGGAGAUUCUCGCGAAAGGCUGGCAUGAAACGGAGCAAGUAGCUGACAGCAAGGAGGACGAAAUAAAGGAUACUACAAAGGAGAACUUGAACUGCCCAUCAACUGGCGACGAGAGAUCGCCCGCGUCCGUGGAUGAACUAGAAAAGCCUGCGAAAAGGACGAAGACGGAUCACGUUGAGCCACCUGCCAAGCUGCAAAAGCCGGAGCCGGACAUGAAAGAGACUUUCAAUUUCACGCUCCACAAAAGCUUCCGUCCCUUCAAGUUUCCGCGCCAAGAACUGUUCCAGCAGGGGGCUGCACAGGGUGGCAGUGCCGAGAACAACGUCCUCGAUCUCUCGUCGGAUCUUUCGUUUCAACAGGCGUGCGAGACGUACUACGAGUCGAUGUUUCUGCUGGCGAAGAAGCUGCUGCAGGUUUUUGCCAUGGCACUGGAGUUACCGGACGUGAAUUGGUUUCUCAACAAGGUGGACGAGCACCAGAGCGCGUGCCGCUUGCUGAACUACCCGCACCUAGACCAGUACCAGCCGAACAAACUGCGCGCCAGUCCGCACACGGACUACGGAAUCCUGACAAUCCUGAAACAGGACCAGACCGGGGGCCUGCAGGUCCGGAACGAGUUCACCAAGUCCUGGGUCAACGUGAAGCCCAGCGCCUGCGGCAACGCGUUCGUGGUCAACAUCGGAGACUUAAUGAUGCGGUGGACCAACGACAAGUGGAAAUCUACAGUGCAUCAAGUGGUACAAACUAGAGAAUUUUUGCAGCAUAAAAGUGCUCUUAUUUCGAAUUGAUUUCUGACAUGCCUGUGGCUGUGCUGCUUCGUCUCUUGUUCUGCGUCGAUUUAUUGCUUAUAUGUUUAUGGCAUGUCACCCACAGGUAGCACCGCCGUUAAUCCGCCCGAACGUGUCCAACCGGCGACAGAGUGUGGCGUUUUUUUUCAACGCUAACGAGGACGCGGCGAUUGAGACUUUCCCAAGUUGUCGCGAGAGUGAUGGAAGCACGAAGUACCCCAUGGUCAUUGCGGGGGAGUACCUAAUGUCAAAGCACGGAAAAGCGAACACAAACUGA
Messenger RNA from Amoebophrya sp. A120, 1674 nucleotides. The record is from the annotation of a GenBank genome assembly. Lineage: Eukaryota; Dinophyceae; Syndiniales; Amoebophryaceae.